Molecule: messenger RNA, 1149 nt
Organism: Aspergillus tanneri
Lineage: Eukaryota; Fungi; Ascomycota; Eurotiomycetes; Eurotiales; Aspergillaceae
Gene: DAL2
Product: allantoicase
Exons: 1
Coding region: 1-1149 (382 amino acids)
Biological process (GO): allantoin catabolic process
Molecular function (GO): allantoicase activity
Source: RefSeq, a predicted model, not a curated record
AUGAGUACUACCAACAGCACUGACAACGGUCAGCUCGCAUACAUCCCCGCUGCGGAGAUCGACCAGGUCUUCGCCCACACCACCAAUUUGGCCUCAUCUGGACUGAACAGUAAAGUCCUGGCCUGUUCCAAUGAUUUCUUCGCCGAGGCAUCCAACCUCCUGACUCCCACUCCGCCCAUCAACCGUCCUGGCGUAUUCGUCCACACGGGAGCCUGGUACGAUGGGUGGGAGACCCGUCGCCACAACCCCGAGCCGUAUGACUGGGUUGUGAUCAAGCUGGGCGCUGCCAGUGCCACCAUCCAGGGCGUCGAGGUGGACACGGGCUUCUUCGUCGGCAAUUACGGCGAGAAGGCCGAGCUGCAGGGAACCUAUGCGCCGGCGGACAGUGGCGUCACCGAUGACGACAUCGCCAAUCCGGCCUACAGCGGCUGGACGACCAUUCUUCCCCCCCAGCCCUGUGGUCCGUCGCAGCGACGCGCGUGGAAACUCAACGACUACGACCCGGCCCAUCCCAAACCCUACACUCAUGUGCGACUGUUGAUGUAUCCCGACGGCGGUUUCGGCAGACUCCGACUGUAUGGCCAUGCCAUUCCCCCGACACUUUCCUCGGCUGUCGCCAGCGCUGACCCGUCGCAGCUCCCCACCGAGGAGCUGUCGUCCGCUCUGCUGGGUGGUCUGGCUCUAAGUGCCUCCAACCAGCAUUUCACCCCUUGCUCUAACUUGUUGCUUCCCGGUCGCGGAAAGGACAUGGGUGAUGGCUGGGAAACUGCGCGAUCUCGCACCCCCGGCCAUGUGGACUGGGCUAUUGUGAAGCUGGGAUUGACCGGCUCGGUUAGCAAGGUGGUGGUGGAUACGAAGGAUUUCCGAGGCAAUUACCCUCGCGCAGUGAGAGUCCAUGGCUUGGUGGCAGGGAGUACCGCAGCUGGGGAGGUGCCUGCCUACGAUCACCCCAGUUGGGUCGAAUUAGUCCAGGGCGAUAGGCCCUGCCAGGCGGAUACGGAGCAUGUCUUUGAAGGGGCUGACCUGGCCACUGGCGACAAUGACGCCCGGACGUUCACGCAUGUUAAGCUGACCAUGGUGCCCGACGGUGGCGUGAAGCGUUUCCGUAUUAUUGGGAAGAGAGACCCGACUGCUGACACGCGGCGAUAG